This is a messenger RNA of Pimephales promelas (fathead minnow), 6858 nucleotides long. The record is from RefSeq and is a predicted model, not a curated record. Lineage: Eukaryota; Metazoa; Chordata; Actinopteri; Cypriniformes; Leuciscidae.
GUUUUUAUCAAAAACCUUUCAUCAAAAGUCAUGGACAUCUUGGAUGACAUGGGGGUGAGUAAAUUAUCAGCAAAAGAAAGUGAAAGAUAAAUGACUCAAAGCUUUUCACUUCCAAAAACAACAACAAUUUGGAUUACACCUGUUAAAAAAAACUGCUGCUCGAUGCCUGUGAAAGUUUCUGUUUGUCUGUUGCCUUCCAGGUACCAGGUGUUUUAUAUAUGUGGUGUUAUCAUCAUCGGGUAGAUAAUAAGGAAAGUAUCUGUUCCUAUGGCCCGCUAUGAAAUGAUAGAUUUGGGGUAUAACUUAAGUCGAGGGGCAUUGCAUGUAGUCUAGCGUAGAGAGGAUAGGCUAACAUAUUCUUCAAGGAGAGCUUCUGUCACUGUCCCACCAAGGGCGACACAGCAAGGCUCUGUCUCCUUCAAUCUUUCGGAGAAAAUCGGGUCUAUCAAAAUGCUUGGAUUUCAAUCUGUUUAAUCAUCCACUGACUUUUUCUCCCUGUCGUCUAUAUUUAGCAACUUCUCCUUGAAGAGAUACCUGUCCUUGCUCUGAUGACUGAGGUCAGGGGUGGUUUGUAAAGGAAGACUCCACAGGGUGUCCAUUUAACGUGCGGGGCGAGCAUACGGCAGGCAGAGCCGGUGAGGAUUCCUGGGAGGUAAGGGCAUGUUUCUUAUGCAGGGCUGGAUCAAGAGUUAAUGCUGUUUGCUGCCCUUCUCUCUCUUUCUUUCCGUUUCCCCUCUCUCAUUUGAUCUCUGUAAUUAUUCGCAUCUCAUGUCGUGUUUUGAAAUGAUUCAGCGAACUGAAUGUGUUAAGGUUGGGGAACUGGUUGUCAAACUGUGCAAUGUGUGUCCGAUGACGAACGCGGGCAAGAUUUUGCGCCAAUGGACAUUUGAUUCAGACUCCUCCAGAUAUCUGUCCCAUACGCCAGCUCUUUGGCCCAACGGAAAACGGACUUGUGGGUUGUUGUUUUUUUUUUGUUUUUUUUAAUGUCGCUGGGGUUUCUUGUUUUGGACUGAAACGCUCUCAACUUUGAGAGAUCCAUACAGGCAGUUUUUUGUCCUCAAUGUGUUGCUGGAUUUUUGACCAAUUUCACGGACACCUUUUCGGGCGACUAUGUGGUGUAGAUGGGUCUCGUAAGAUGUGCGUCAUUCAGGGCCCCGCUAACCUUGAUUUAAGAGUAAAUGGGACAGCUUUUAAGUGAUGACAACUCGCGAAUGGACUCUCAAAGAACUAGAUGUGUGAUUUUUCUUUUGGCAUUAUGUCUGAAAUCAUACUUUUCUGAAACAAUGUCUUUUGUUUUUUCCUCUCACAAGUAUUGAUUUGCCUGAUCCAUGUUUUGUUUUUGUUGUUGUUUUUUGAUCUUUGUAAACCUUUAACUGCUGAAUGUUUCAACUUUCAAGGUUAAAUAUUCAAGGUUUCAUUAAUAAAAGCAACCACAUGGGUUUGCCCGUAUUCCCAGUUUAUGUGUGCAUAUCCUUGACUGCGUAUGUGCAUGAUAUUUUGAGAACAGUGUGUGUGCGACUGCGUGUGUGUGUGUGUGUGUGUGUUAUGAACUGUGUCAGCUGUUAAAAGUCUUCAGUGUUUUGUGCUUCCGCACUCUCUGCUACUAAUGAUUGAUAUAAUUGAUAUUAAUUUUCAGGUGUUAAAACAAAAGUACGUCUCCAUCCUGUACCCCCAACCUGAUGUGACUGUAGGUAAAAAGUCUUUGAAUCCACAAACAAGGGGCAUUAUGUCCAUGAUUCACUUUGCUAAAUGGUAUUGUCUCUGUUCUUUUCCAAAGGCUAGAGAAAAGGGCCAAAUAAGGUAAACUAUUAGAACACAGGUCCAGUGUUUUAUGAUGAUGUCCCCGUACACACGUAGCAUACAAUCAAUGAUCACCUUUUUCUGCCGAAUGACAUGUAAUAGCAGAAUGAUGUUUUUUGUGAUGAGGAAGGUCAUAAAAUGCUGUUUGAGUGUAAUCAUCGCAGUGGUGUGGUGCAAUCGUAUGUUCGUAUCCUCAGUCACGCCUGCUGUGUCCUGUCGCCCCCUUGCUCGUCCUCCCUCUCCCCAGGCGUUUGUGGUGAGGCGGUUACUGGAGUACACGCAGAAGAGCGAACCCGACCUGCCCUACGGCCUGCUGUUGGUGCUGGGCCUCUUGGCCACCGAGCUGAUUCGCUCCUGGUCCCUCGCCCUCACCUGGGGGCUGAACUACCGCACCGGCACCCGUCUGCGCGGAGCCGUCCUGACCAUGGCCUUCCACAAGAUACUGCGUCUGCGCAGCCUCCGGGAGAAGAGCAUGGGACAGUUGAUCAAUAUGUGCUCGAGUGACGGGCAGCGCAUGUAUGAAGCCGCCGUGGUGGGCAGCCUGUUGGCUGGAGGCCCCCUGGUGGCCGUGCUGGGAAUGGGAUACAACUUGUCUGUGUUGGGGCCGACUUCUCUGCUGGGGUCUGCCGUUUUCAUCCUCUUCUACCCGACCAUGAUGUUCAGCUCCAGGCUGACGGCAUACUUCAGGAGGAAGGGUGUCGCCGUGACCGACCAGCGUGUUCAAAAGAUGAAUGAGAUUCUGAACUACAUCAAGUUCAUUAAGAUGUACGCCUGGGUUAAGGCGUUCUCACAAGCUGUACGAAGAAUUAGAGAGGAGGAGCGUCAGAUCUUGGAAAAAACAGGAUAUUUUCAGAGCAUCACAGUUGGCGUGGCACCUAUCGUCGUUGUGAUUGCCAGUGUGGCGACGUUCUCCACCCACAUGUUGCUAGGCUAUGACCUUACCGCUGCACAGGCAUUUACUGUCGUCACUGUUUUCAAUUCCAUGACCUUUGCACUGAAGGUCACCCCAUUUUCUGUCAAAUCUCUCUCGGAGGCAUCUGUCGCCAUUGAUAGGUUCAAGAGUUUGCUCCUGAUGGCCGAGGUCAAGAUGAUCCGUGAGCAGCCAAGCAAUCCCUCCGUUGCAGUAGAGAUGACUGGUGCCAGCUUGGCUUGGGAAACGGGGGGUCACAGCGCCCAGCCUUCACCCCGUGGUACACCCUAUAUAGGCCUCGGAAUGAGAGGGUGUCGCAAGAAGCGUCGUCAGCGGGAUGACCCGAAACAUCAUGUGAUUUUGGAAGAGGAAACGCAUGGCCAGCUGUUGCAUGAUGUGUCUGGAGACAUGGCGUCCAGUCCUGAAGAUCACACCCUUCAAGUGCCGACCAUCAGCCAACGGCUGCAAAGAACUCUUCACUGCAUCGAUCUCACUAUACAAAAGGGGAAGCUGGUCGGUGUGUGUGGCAGUGUGGGAAGUGGCAAAACAUCUCUCAUCUCUGCCAUUCUUGGCCAGAUGACUCUUUUAGAGGGGACUGUUGCUGUAGAUGGAGAUUUCGCGUAUGUGGCACAACAAGCCUGGAUUCUCAAUGCAUCCUUUCGUGACAAUAUCCUGUUUGGCAAGGAAAUGGAGGAAGAGAGGUAUCAGGCUGUACUGAGUGCCUGCUGCUUGAGACCAGACUUGGCCAUCCUCCCUCUUUCUGACCUGACUGAGAUUGGUGAACGUGGCGCCAACCUGAGCGGUGGUCAGCGUCAGCGGGUGAGCCUGGCGCGGGCUUUAUACAGCAACCGGGACAUUUAUAUUCUCGAUGACCCUUUAAGUGCUCUGGAUGCUCAUGUCGGAAAUCACAUCUUUAACAACGCCAUUAAGAAGCAGCUGCGGGGCAAGACCGUCAUCUUUGUCACUCACCAGCUACAGUAUCUGGUGGACUGUGAUGACGUGAUCGUCGUGCGGGACGGCAGCAUCACUGAGCAAGGCAGCCAUGAGGACCUGAUGAAUGUGAAUGGAGACUACGCCGCCAUGUUUAACACCCUUCAACUGGGAGAAACACACAUCAUUGAGGUUCCGAAUAAGAAAUCUGGGAGUUCCCUGAAGAAACCCUUAGAGAGCAAAAAAGCAGGAUCUGUCAAAAAAGAGAAAACAGUCAAUCAGGAUGAUGGUCAGCUGAUGCAGGUGGAAGAGAGAGGGAAAGGCUCAGUGCCCUGUGAAGUGUACAAAGUGUACAUCCAGGCUUUAGGAGGGUGGCUCGUCUUCCUCUUCAUCCUGGCCCUCUUUAUUGUCAAUGUGGGCAGCAUAGCCUUCAGCAACUGGUGGCUCAGCUACUGGAUCAAACAGGGCAGCGGGAACACCACAGUGCAGGUGGGGAACAGUUCAGUAGUGAGCGAGAGUAUGCGAGAUAACCCUCUGAUGCACCACUACGCUGGUGUCUACACCAUGUCUAUGGGAAUCAUGCUCCUUCUCAAAAUACUGAGAGGCACCGUGUUUGUCAAGGGUACUCUGCGUGCCUCCUCAAAGCUCCACGACGAACUUUUCCAGAAGAUUCUUCGUAGUCCCAUGAAGUUUUUUGACACGACGCCCACGGCUCGCAUCCUCAACAGAUUCUCCAAAGACAUGGAUGAAGUGGACACCCGUCUGCCGUUCCAGGCUGAGAUGUUCAUUCAGAACGUGAUUCUGGUGAUCUUCUGCCUGGGUGUGAUUGGCAGCGUGUUCCCUUGGUUCCUGGUGGCAGUAGGGCCGCUGGUCAUCCUCUUUACAGUGCUGCACGUGGUUUCACGAGUCUUCAUUCGAGAACUCAAACGAUUAGACAACAUCACACAGUCACCUUUCCUGUCCCACGUUGCCUCCAGCAUUCAGGGCUUGACCACCGUGCAUGCUUAUGGAAAAGAGGACGAAUUCCUUCAAAGGUAUCAGGAGCUGCUGGAUCAGAACCAGGCUCCUUUCUAUCUGUUCAGCUGUGCCAUGCGCUGGCUGGCAGUGCGUCUGGAUGUGAUCAGCGUGGCUCUCAUUAGCAUAACGGCUUUGAUGAUUGUCCUCAUGCACGGCCAGAUCCCUCCUGCAUACGCAGGCCUGGCCAUUUCCUAUGCUGUACAGCUUACAGGAUUAUUCCAGUUUACUGUUCGCUUGGCCUCUGAGACCGAAGCGCGGUUCACCUCAGUAGAGAGAAUCCAUCAUUACAUCAAGUCUCUGUCUCUGGAGGCCCCUGCCAGGGUGAAAAACAAGGCUCCUCCAUCUGACUGGCCCCAGUGGGGCGAGAUAGUGUUUGAUGGGACAGAGAUGAGGUACAGAGACAACCUCCCAUUAAUACUGAAGAAAGUUUCCUGCACCAUUCGACCGAAAGAGAAGAUCGGAAUCGUUGGACGAACCGGCUCAGGGAAGUCUUCUCUAGGAGUGGUUCUCUACCGGCUGGUAGAACCGUGUGGCGGCUCCAUUAAGAUUGAUGGUGUCAACAUUUGCGACAUUGGCCUUGCAGAUUUGCGCAGCAAGCUGUCAAUCAUUCCACAGGAGCCAGUGCUUUUCAGUGGUACUGUCAGAUCCAACUUGGAUCCGUUUAAGCUGUAUUCAGAGGAGCAAAUCUGGGAUGCCCUGGAGAGGACACACAUGAAAGAAUGUGUGUCUCAGCUGCCUUUAAAGCUGGAGUCUGAGGUGGUGGAAAACGGGGAGAAUUUCUCGGUGGGCGAGAGGCAGCUGCUGUGUGUGGCUCGAGUUCUUCUGAGACAGUCCAAGAUCUUGAUCCUGGACGAGGCCACAGCGGCCAUGGACACAGAGACCGACUGUUUGAUUCAAGAGACGAUUCGUAAUGCAUUCGAGGACUGCACCACUCUGACCAUUGCACACAGAGUUCACACAGUGCUCAACUGUGACCGUAUUAUGGUGCUCAAUCAGGGACAGGUGGUGGAAUUCGACGAGCCGUCCAAGCUCUUGGCGAAUGAAAACUCUCGCUUCUGUGCAAUGCUGGCAGCGGUGGAGAACAAAAUCUCUGUAAGAGGCUAAAGGACAGCCGAGCCAAGGUUUCACUCCCGAGGACUGAAGGGAACAUUCUCCAUUAAUAUUCCAGUCAUUGCUGCUUCAAUGUUACUCCCUCCUGCAAACCUAUAGGGACCUGGGGAGGGAGAUUAUUGUAUUUCCAUGAAACUCAUGGGCUGUCAUUAGGGGCAUGCCUGUUAAGAUGUACUACUCGUCAGUUUAAAUGGUUAGGUCAAGAAACACUGAUACUGUAAUGAUAUUUACAUAAUGGAGAGGGGAAAUCAGUUUUCAUGUAGUUUAAUUCAUGCAAACUGGUGUGUUUACAGAGGACAUAUCUCUGUUUAUGAGUAUAUAUAUAUAUACAUUUACAAGGUGGUUGCAGAGUCCUUUUGUGUUGAUUCUGCAGGUCUUUGUACAUUUAUGUAAUAUAUAUAUACAUAUAUACAUUCAGAUGUAUCAUCUUUCAUUACAGUUUAAUAUUUUUGACAACUUGACUGUCUUCAGUACAUGUGUAAAUGUUGUCUUGUGACUUGAACCCUAAACUUUGGCACAGGAGAUGUUGUGCACAGGACGCUGUACGAGCACUGGGUCGUGGGACUCUUCUAAGAGACACAGUGCUGCUUAUUCACUGUAUCCUUGUUCGGCACACCAAGGAUUCAGUCUUCUUUAGCUAAGAGGCCUUUGUAUAUUUUUAGCCUAUUUACACUGUUAACAUUUUUGCCGGUCCCUUUUACUUUUCCUCUUAUGUAUGAAAGCAUUUCUCAUUUUGGCUUGCUUCCACAGAAGAGUUCGCCUCAGUAGGAGGUCUCUGAAUUGGUCCCAAAAAAGAUUCUCAACGGGCUUUUUGUUUUCAUGUGUGUUACGUUGUCCAUCACAACACUGGUGCAAAGAGAUCACGCUGAAUGGACCUCCCGAAUCAGGUUGUGAUGCUCAUUUGCGGUCUGUAUGAAGGGGAAUCUGAUUUUGUAGACCCUCAUUCCCUCUUCAGACCCUGCGAAAAUGUCAGUGUCAUUUCAAUUUCUUUCCAUAGCCUUAGCAUGAUUUCUUUAUUGCCUUGUGAAAAGGGUGGAAAGAGAGCAGGAGACUCUCCGCUGUCUCAAUAAAUUUAUUUUAGGUUUACCCUU